UCCCUUAUCCCUCAGGGAAGUGUGUUUUUGUUCGUCAAUUUUCUCUGGGUUUUAUUGCUUUGUGAGUUUUCUCGAGAAAAUGUCUAGCUGCGGAGGAAACUGCGGUUGCGGAUCUGACUGCAAGUGCGGCAACGGCUGCGGAGGAAGCAAAAUGUAUCCAGACUUGGGAUUCUCCGGCGAGAGCACAACCACCGCGGAGACCCUCGUCCUCGGCGUUGCUCCGGAGAUGAAGGCAGAGUACGGAGAGGCCUCCGGCGAGAACGGAGGAUGCAAGUGCGGUUCCGACUGCCAAUGCAACCCUUGCACUUGCAAAUGAAAGGCCUCAAGAUAUGAUCAUAUAAUAAUACGAUGUAUGCUUUGUAAUAGCUCUAAUGGCGGUGUCCUUUUUUCGGUUUGGCUCUUAUGUGUCGUAAAUAAGAACUUUCGUUCAUGCCGAUGUAAGCCGUGUAAUACUACACACACGCAAAUAUAUAUAUAUAUAUAUAGAUAACUAAAGUUUGCUCCUUUGUUGCCUGUCGCACAAAAAUAUCUAAAAAUUACCCUUUUUCAAUU
Messenger RNA from Tarenaya hassleriana, 552 nucleotides. RefSeq names its product metallothionein-like protein type 2. The transcript is spliced from 2 exons. Gene Ontology annotation, molecular function: metal ion binding. The coding region runs from base 80 to 316 and encodes 78 amino acids. The record is from RefSeq and is a predicted model, not a curated record. NCBI's taxonomy places the organism in Eukaryota, Viridiplantae, Streptophyta, Magnoliopsida, Brassicales, Cleomaceae.